This is a messenger RNA of Tripterygium wilfordii, 952 nucleotides long. Its product is annotated as DNA-directed RNA polymerase subunit alpha-like. The record is from RefSeq and is a predicted model, not a curated record. Bases 1 to 780 code for a protein of 259 amino acids. Lineage: Eukaryota; Viridiplantae; Streptophyta; Magnoliopsida; Celastrales; Celastraceae. The transcript is spliced from 2 exons. Gene Ontology annotation, molecular function: DNA-directed RNA polymerase activity; protein dimerization activity; DNA binding. Gene Ontology annotation, biological process: DNA-templated transcription.
AUGCAGACCAUCAACAGGAUUUACAGCUUCAUCAAUGAUAAAAGAUUCAAGAAAAAUGGGACUACCAACGAAAGAAAUAUAGAAGAAUAUAUAAUUAACGUAACUGCUCAAGACCUCGUCUUACCCCCUUCUGUCGAAAUCGUUGAUAAUACACAACAUAUAGCUAUACUAACAGAACCCAUUUAUUUUUGUAUUGAAUUACAAAUCGAGAGACAUCGAGGAUAUCAUAUAAAAACACCCAAUAACUUUCAAGAUGGAAGUUUUCCGAUCGAUGCUGUAUUCAUGCCUGUUCGAAAUACAAAUUAUAGUAUUCAGUCUUAUAGAAAUGGGAGUGAAAAAGAAGAGAUACUUUUUCUCGAAAUAUGGACAAAUGGAAGUUUAACUCCUAAAGAAGCACUUCAUGAAGCCUCUCGGAAUUUGAUUGAUUUAUUCAUUCCUUUUCUACAUGCGGAAGAAGAAAACUUACAUUUAGAAAACGACUGGUACAAGGUUACUUUACCCCUUUUUACCUUUCAUGAUAGAUUGACUAAACUAAAGAAAAAUCAAAAAGAAAUGGCAUUGAAAUAUAUUUUUAUUGAUCAAUUAGAAUUGACUCCUAGGACCUAUAAUUUCCUCAAAAGGUCUAAUAUACAUACAUUAUUUGACCUUUUACAUAAGAGUCACGAAUACCUUAUGAAAAUGGAACAUUUUCACAUUGAAGACGUGAAACAUAUAUUGAACAUUUUAGAAAAAAAAAAAUUCGCAAUUGAUUUACCUGAUUUACCAAAAAAUAAACUUUAAAUACCCAUUCCAUUGUAUUUGUUUUGUUAAAAUGAAUACAAUGGAAUGGGUAUUUAAAAUCGUUAGCACAUUCCAGAUAUUUUGAAUAAAAACAACAAAAAGAAUUGAAUGAAUGUUCUAUAUGGAAAUGGAAAAUUAACUUUAAAACGACUAUGUGAUAUUUUAUUUGAAU